AUGGAUCACACGCGAGACCCGUGCCCUUACGUUAUCCUGAACGAUUUCGGUGGUGCUUUCUCCAUGGGCGCCAUCGGUGGUACGAUAUGGCAUGGCAUCAAGGGAUUUCGCAACAGUCCUUACGGCGAGAGAAGGAUAGGCGCCAUCACAGCCAUCAAGGCACGAGCACCAGUACUGGGCGGUAACUUCGGAGUGUGGGGCGGACUCUUCUCGACAUUUGAUUGCGCUGUUAAGGGUGUAAGGAGGAAGGAGGACCCAUGGAACGCCAUUAUUGCAGGUUUCUUUACCGGUGGGUCUCUCGCUAUACGAGGCGGAUACAAGGCUGCAAGAAACGGUGCCAUUGGUUGUGCAGUGCUGCUAGCCGUCAUCGAAGGUGUCGGUAUUGGUUUCCAGAGAAUGUUGGCAGGAAGCACAAAGCUGGAGGUACCCCAACCUCCCCCGAGUGGAGAAAUGCCGGCCAUGGCAUAG
This is a messenger RNA of Truncatella angustata, 468 nucleotides long. RefSeq names its product mitochondrial import inner membrane translocase subunit tim-17. Bases 1 to 468 code for a protein of 155 amino acids. Gene Ontology annotation, cellular component: TIM23 mitochondrial import inner membrane translocase complex; mitochondrial inner membrane. NCBI's taxonomy places the organism in Eukaryota, Fungi, Ascomycota, Sordariomycetes, Amphisphaeriales, Sporocadaceae. Gene Ontology annotation, molecular function: transmembrane protein transporter activity. The transcript has 4 exons. Gene Ontology annotation, biological process: protein import into mitochondrial matrix. The record is from RefSeq and is a predicted model, not a curated record.